Molecule: messenger RNA, 3368 nt
Organism: Chara braunii
Lineage: Eukaryota; Viridiplantae; Streptophyta; Charophyceae; Charales; Characeae
Source: the annotation of a GenBank genome assembly
ACAUGUUGGGUCGCCAACGUUCAAGAGGCCCGAUGUCCACGCCAACGGUAACCGUUAGCGGGCCGGUAGCAUCCCCAAGGUGCACACCACGUUGCAACUCGGGGUUGGGCUUCAGCCGUGGCAGGAAACCGGCCAACGGUCGGCAAAUGCGAAUAUUUGAGGCGGCACAGCGUGUCCAGAAGACUACAGCUUCCGUUUGUCGCCAAGCGCGUGUCACCGUGUGCAGGACGUCGCAGUUACGUUGUCGGCCGUGUUCUCUUCCCUCUAGUGCCGUUGCCGUCGUCCGUCGCAUGGCUGACAACUUUCGCAAGCUCCCGCUGCUGCUUCUCGCCAUCUUCCUACCGGUCGUCGUCGUAGUGUUGCACGUGUGUUUCAUCGGGAGCGCGCCGCGGCGUCGACGCAGACGAACUUCGCCGAUGAAGGCCGUCAAGAUGGAUAGUGGACAGGGAUCCCCCAGGGGAGGAGGGGAGCAGGUUGUGAGCAGGCGUGUCGUUGGGAGUUCUUCACCGGCUUGCAAGUUGUCGUUGGGGGUCGGUAAUUCAUCACUGCCGCCGCAUUUGCAACCCCUCCCUGACUCAUCUGAUGAGGAGGAGAGGGAGGGACGGGCACGCACUGUUCCGUUGGGUAGUGGUUCUACUCAGGAAUGGUCUCGGACGGAGCUGUGCGGCGGCAGUGGUGGCGUGCACGGCCAGUCCUUCACUGAACUGCUGGCGCCGGGUCUCGACGGGGAAGAAGGGCAUGGCGGAUCGAACUUGUCUUCCGGUCUGUCUACAGGGAGGCGCACAGCAGUGGCAGUGACGAGCGACUUCCAUCUCCAGGAGCACGCAAGGUCGUCCGUCGUUUAUGCAAUCCCCGGCUCCGGUGUGUGCUGCGUCCAACCUGGGACGUCGACGUGGCAUUGUCGAGGAGGGGGGGGGUACUUGGACGACGUCGUUGACGACCUCGACGGGCGGUUAGUGUGGGCGGAGGAGCGACGGAAGAUCAGGGAGGGGCGAGAGGAAGCAAUCAGGCGGGGGGUGGAGCGACUGAGGAUGGACAGGGAGGCAGAAGAAGUUGAGGAGCCACAUGCGGGGCUUCCGUCCGAAGACGACGACGACGACGGCGCAGGAGAGGCAGGAGACGGGAACAGCGGUUACACCUCGCCAUCGCAAAACAACAACGGGGGGGGGGGAACGGCGGCAAGACGAAGGCGACCAUCGGGAACGGCCGUGGGCGGCCGAAGAAAGCGCAAGCAAAGGCGAACGACGGAGAAGGCGACGGCGAUGCAGAGGAGAAGCGAAACUCUUGGAUUAAACGGCAAGGAGAGGGCGAGACACGGCUUCAAUUUCAACAUGGACCACGCCGUUUACGACGAGAUUGAAGGGUCCAGCGGUUUCAACGAAACCAUCAACCCCAAAAACGUUGCCGACACUGGUGCCUGCGGCGGUGUGCGUUUGCCGUCGACGACAACUGCUGAUCCUGAAGCAGUUGGUGAUACCGACGUCGGUGCGGGGGGGGAAGAUGAGGACGAGGGAUCGACUCGUGGUUCCUCCCAGACGUCGGGCAGCCCCCAUGGUUUCGGAAAGAGGAAGAGCACGCGGCAGCAGACGUUCGAAGCAAUGACGGAGUGCAUGGACAAGCACGGUGUGUUGAUGGCGGCCACGAUGGAGAGUGUCAGCAAGCGGCAAUGCAACAUUCAGCUACGACAAUGUGAGGCAUUAGAAGCUGAAGUGCAGGUGCAAAAGACGCACUACGCCGCGUCCGAUGAAAAAGAUCUUCUCGCCGCCAUCUCCGAGGUCGACGGAUCCACGUUCUUCUUACGCGCCUUCCAUUCCAUCUUCAACACACGACACGCAAUGUCUUCUCGCUCCGUUCCAUCUCGGAGAGUYCUUGGGAAACAAGUCARGGAAGGCRAGGUCGCACCGAAGAAAGGUCGCCACGAUCCCWCGAAGAGAAGAAGGGGCGUYCAAGGYGGGAAGRCCGCAGUUGGGASAGAGGUGGAGGCWGAUUGGGUGGAUGCACAKGAGAGACAGGAGGAGGACGACGACUUCGAAGAAGUAGACAAACAGACUCUCGUGAGGAAAGUGAAGCAGAGAACGGGGGGUGCGAUACGGAUCGAAACGGGGGGGGUGGGCGCUGCGGAGGUGGCUCCUGAUCAGCAGCAGACGCCGUCGAGUAAGCGGAGCGAACAGGCUGUUGGCGUGGCUAGCAGUUCCCAAGCUGUGGCCGACCAGUCGACGAUGCGUUCCCCUGCGCCGCAGCCGCGCGGGGAGGCAGUUCAGGGUGCAUCAGCCGUGGCGGACGUUGCGAAGGCAGGCGAUGGCGGGGCGGCGGGCGAAGACGACGAACCGCUAGUGAUGAAGCUUCGCGGGCAACGUCCGGAGGCGAAAGCGAUGGAGGUGGCCGCGAGGCGAUGGACCGACAACAUUCGGUUAUGGAAUCAAACGCGGGGAAAAGAAAUCAUCGACAUCAUGCACGAAGCCCGAGUUCACCUCUUUGAUGUGGCGACGGGGGUGCAGCCAUCGGCGAUCCGAAGGAGCAUCAGCCUCCCCCAUAGUUCCAUUCCGCAGAAGAAGAUCGAAGACGCCUCGGAGUUGAGGGCGGCGAAGGAAAGGGCGUUAAAGGUGGAGAGCAUUGCGAAGAGGGCCAUCCACGGCUGGAUUUUCAAGUCCGACAUCAGACACAAGGGGUAUCACUUGGCGUACCACCCGAUGGCGAUUCGAAACACGCUGGAGUUGGGUGUGAAGCUCCCUUUGUGGCUCGUCGGAGCGAACGUGGUGGACAGGCACCAGGACGACGAGUGCGCGGCUUACCAGGAGGUCAUCGCUCAACGUUUGGUGCGCGAUUUCACGAAUGUGGUGGAGGCGGCGCAGGCGAUGGACUCGGGGCGUGUGUCUUACGAGCGCCUGAAAUCCCUGGCGGAGGCGAUGAGGUACUUGCUGGCGGKGGCGGCGUGGAUAAUGAGGAUGGCUGGGGACGAUGCAAGAUCGCACUUCGACGCCUGGGUUUUCGUGCAGUUGACAUCGAAGACCACCCUUCUUGCUGCCAUGGAUCGCCAUUUUGACUCCCGUCGUCAUGUCUUGCUAGCCGCAACUGUGAUGACGGAGAAACUGGGAAGACCGUCUCCGACCUUCGCUCCCCUCCCACUGUACAUCCCCGACUGGGCAUCGAAGUGCGGCGUCAUGUUCAAUCACGACGCGACUUUGUCCUCCCCGAUGGAAGCAACGAAGACGGAUUGGCUCGGCACAGGCCCCCCUGAGGAGGAAGACUUGGACGACGACGAUGUUGAUGGCGCCGAGGGCGGGUGAUAGUGGGAGUGGAAGUGGAUGGACUGCCGGCGAGGGCGGGCGAUCGUUCGUGGAAGGGUUUAGUAAACGUCGGGUGCGAGG